CGCUGGAAGGAGGCGGGUCCCGGGCGCUGCGUUCGGAACCGCCCGGGGCCGAGAUGCGCGGGGCCCGCUGUGCCCUGUUCCCCGGGGCCCUGCCGCGGAGGCGGGGCGACCGUGCAGGAACAGGGAGAUUUUGGCUCUGUGGGUGCCCAACGGAUUUUGUGCCCGAGCAUUGAAACGGCUGAGACCGGGAGCCUUGGUUUGCUUUCAACUACUGAUCAUCCUCGGUGCCAGCAGAGAAUCUCAGCAUGGGGAGGAUCAGCGUCUCCUGCCUGUUUCCUGCUUCCUGGCAUUUUAGCAUCUCCCCAGUGGGAUGCCCUCGAAUUCUGAACACCAACCUGCGCCAGAUUGUUGUCGUUGGCAUCCUGGCUGCCGCUGUUUCUUUGCUGUAUUUCUCUGUCAUCAUAAUACGACAUAAGUAUGGGCGCUUGUCCCGGGAUAAGAAGUUUCACAGGUAUCUGGCCCGAGUGACUGACAUUGAAGCUACUGACACCAACAACCCCCACAUCAAUUAUGGCAUCGUAGUGGACUGUGGGAGCAGCGGGUCUCGGAUUUUUGUCUAUUGCUGGCCCCGGCACAAUGGCAAUCCACAUGAUCUGUUAGAUAUCAGACAAAUGAGGGACAAAAACCGAAAGCCGGUGGUCAUGAAAAUAAAACCAGGCAUAUCAGAGUUUGCUACCUCGCCAGAAAAAGUCAGCGAUUAUAUUUCUCCACUUCUGAGUUUUGCUGCAGAACACGUGCCUCGGGCAAAACACAAAGAGACCCCUCUCUAUAUCCUCUGUACAGCUGGAAUGAGAAUCCUUCCAGAAAGUCAGCAAAAAGCCAUAUUGGAAGAUCUUCUGACAGACGUCCCAAUACACUUUGACUUUCUGUUCUCCAGCUCUCACGCGGAGGUUAUUUCAGGGAAGCAAGAAGGUGUCUACGCGUGGAUCGGCAUCAACUUUGUCCUCGGGCGCUUUGAGCACAUUGAAGACGAGGACGAGGCGCUGGUGGAGGUGAACAUCCCUGGUGGGGAAAGCCAAGCGGCCAUCGUCCGCAAAAGGACCGCCGGCAUCCUGGACAUGGGCGGAGUGUCCACCCAGAUAGCGUACGAAGUCCCCCAAAGUGUAAGCUUUGCCUCCUCACAGCAGGAGGAAGUAGCCAAAAAUCUACUUGCCGAAUUUAACCUGGGCUGCGAUGUCCAUCGGACCGAGCAUGUGUACAGAGUGUACGUAGCCACGUUCCUUGGCUUUGGUGGCAAUGCAGCUCGGCAGAGAUAUGAAGACAGUAUAUUUGCCAACACCAUGCAAAAGAACAGGCUCCUGAGUAAGCAGACAGGUCUAACUUCUGACACUCCAUACCUGGACCCUUGCCUACCCUUAGACAUUCAGGAUGAAAUUCAGCAGAAUGGGCAAACCUUGUACCUGCGGGGAACUGGAGACUUCACCCUGUGCCGGAAGACUCUCCAGCCUUUCAUGAACAAGACAAACGAGACUCAGACUUCCCUCAACGGGGUCUAUCAGCCUCCGGUUCAUUUCCAGAACAGUGAAUUCUAUGGCUUUUCAGAAUUCUACUAUUGCACUGAGGACGUGUUAAGAAUGGGGGGAGAUUACAAUGCUGCUAAGUUUAUUAAAGCUGCCAAGGAUUAUUGUGCAACCAAGUGGUCCAUCUUACGGGAACGCUUUGACCAAGGACUCUACGCUUCUCAUGCCGACCUGCACAGGCUAAAGUAUCAGUGCUUUAAAUCUGCCUGGAUGUAUGAGGUGUUUCACAGGGGCUUCUCAUUUCCAGUGAAUUAUAGCAAUUUAAAGACGGCCCUGCAGGUCUAUGACAAGGAAGUGCAGUGGACCCUGGGAGCCAUCCUGUACAGAACCCGGUUCCUACCUUUGAGAGACAUUCAGCAGGAGAACUUCCGGGCCAGCCACGCUCACUGGCGAGGCGUCUCCUUCGUCUACAACCACUACCUGUUCUCCGCCUGCUUCCUGGUUGUGCUCUUGUCCAUCCUGCUGUACUUGCUGCGUCUGCGGCGAAUUCACCGGCGGGUGCUGUGGGGCAGCUCUGCGGCCUCCCUCUGGAUGGAGGAAGGCCUUCCACCCCAGAAGAUGGCCGGAGCCUUGUGAGCCGGGGCCGCGGCGCCCCAGGACACUAGGAAAAGAAAAAGCCAUUUUUGCCUCAGGGGUUCUUCUCAUUUCUCCCCCUUAUUUUCCUCCCCAUCCGGUCCCUUAAAAUAACAACAAAACCAUUUUUAAAAAGCCUGCGUUCCCAGCAGUAUGGUGAGGCCACUUAUUUUUGGAAGCUGCUUAGGGAGGGGAAAUACACUUGGUCUGAAUGAACGUUGUGGCCAGCAGUUGUUGAGGUUUUCGGUUUUAAACAGUUGUUAAAGAGAACUCACUUUCCCAUCGGGGGCCGGGGAGGACCCCAGGCCCAGCCGGGGAUGCAGAGGCCUCUGUCUGCUGCCCCCGAGGGAGGCUCUGUGCUCACACAGAAAGCUGCGGCCGAGGUUCCGUUCUGCUUCCUUCCUCGGCCUACAUUAGGGAAGUGACUCUUUGGUUUUUAUUUAUUUUCAGGCCUGCUGCUCGAGGGUCUCAUGGAAGAGAUUUUAAAGUCCCAAACAGAGGCCAGACCAGGGUAGAGUUGACAGACUUUACGAGUGGGAGGAAGAGACCUAGAACAUGUGAAGUGUGGAUUGGCCUGCGUGUGCGUGUGUACAGAAUUAGGGUGAAUUUGAGUGAGGAUGAGGAAGGCGCACCCCCUCCUUUUUCUUAAAAACAAAAGACAGACUUCAAGAAUGUGUUUGCUUCCUUUGUGUUGAGAUAAACCCCGCCUCGAGUCAGACAUUCUCUCCUUCACCACCAAAGGACGGCCUUUGUCUCUCCAUCCCAUCUUCUGUCUCCUGGGUCCCCUUUCAGUGCCUGGCACUCUCCGAGGAGUGAGGUGGUCAACAACUCCAGAGCUCGCUUGUCUGGUUUCUUUGGCCACUUUUCCUCCUCUAAAUUGGGGCCUUAAGACUCGACUAAAAGGGGCGCCCAUGUACUCAGCUGGUGGGGCCUCUCCUCUCUGGUAUAAAGAGGCAGCAGCAGAGUUCUCGUGAAGCCAGACAGGAGAGUGUAGGCCUUGGGCCCCAGGCUCAGAUGCUUCAGUAUUCUGAAAACAAAAAGCAAGCCCAUAUUCAGGAGAACCUAAUUAGAACCCAGCGUGGGUGCGUUCCCCACCUCUAAAAUCCGGGUUGUGCAAACUUGGAGCGUUUGAGACACGCUGUUGGGGAUCCUCUUCCAGUGACGUUAGGUCACAACCCAGAAAGGAGUCUCCUUCUUGUGCUCUCGCUUCUCCUCUCCAUGAUUUUAAAGGGGGAUGCAGGGAUGGGAUGUGCAAGUUGGGCUGCUUACCCAACCGUUUGAGAACUGUUUGGCUAUUAGUCGGAUUUCCUUCGAUACUCCAGUAAUAUAAAUUCACUGUUGGAUGAAAUAGUGCAGAGGGCAAAGUCUUCCCUCCCUGAUGUAAAUUCUCUAAAGAUGAAAGUCCCCCAAAUGCAAAAAUCGGUAGGAUGUUCUCUCCCCUCCCCGUGUCCCCCAAGGCAAAGGGCUCUGAAAUCGAGCACCUUUGGAACUUUGACCCCCAGGGAGUAGCCUCCUUGGUCAGGGGGGGAAUGGGGCGAGCAGGCCAGCUCGAAGGAGGUGCUCCCCAGAGCUGGAACUGAGGCUAAUCAUUCUGUUCUCAGCAACAAAGACACUGUUUUCUUCUUCCAUGAAGAAGGAAGAACGUGAAGGACUUUGGGUCCGUGGCGGUAGCCAAGCCGACCUGCUUUUUUCUUUGGGUCCUGUCCAUCCCUCGGGGCCUCCCUCUCCCACUGACGCUUGCCAGUGAAACGUAAGCUAGAUCCUCCUGGCAUUAGUUCCUAAAACCUUGCUUGAUGAACAACUUCUGUUGGGCUCGCUUUUAUCAGGAGGGGCCCCAUGGAGUUCUGUUUCCCACAGAACCUGGGAAGCCGAGUCCAAGUAAGCCGGCACUCCAGGGCCCUCCUCCCCUGCUUCAGAGAGGCAAGCAAGAAGAGCCUGAGCGGCCGACCUAACUGCUGCUUCCUCCUGGGGUUCACUGCCUACCUUUUCUCCCUGAUGAUUUUCAAGGAAUUAAGAAAGCAAGUAGCAAAGAGGGAUUUAUUCUAGUGAAAUUUAAAAAAAAGAAACCAAAUGGAAUAUUCGGUGAUUGGGAAUUUUGUUACCAACUCACUUGUGCCAAAUAGGAAAUCUAAUGACAUUCCGUUUUUUCAGCAUGACAGAUUCGUUGUCUUUCGCACGGGCCUGACUCCCAUUGCAGAAACGUUAAGGGUCUAAAGUUCCCCGGUCCGAGGCUGGCGAAUGCCAUAUGCAAGUCCCAGCUGGCGUUUGCUCGGCAUUAUCUGGGGUCAUUGGCCGGUUACCAUUUUGAGUCCCUGAUCCACAUAGCUGUAGGUUUUGUCAUUUCAGAAGUCAUUUUCUGGCAGAAAGAACCUUCCGGCCCAGCAGAAGGAGGACUAGCCUUGAGGUCCUGGUUCGCAGGCAGUGAAAGGUAGAUCAAGCUAGGAAUAGGUGGAUAGUCGGCCAAAGAUGGGCCUGCAGAACCUCAAAGGACGAGGCCUGUUGUGGAGAACCCUCAGGGAGGGCAGCUUCUUUUCCUCCCCCUCCCCCAUCCAAGCCCUCAGACCCUCUGAAAUCUAUCCAUGCACCCCGGGCUAAGAGCCGAUGUAACUGGAGAAGUUGAUGCCUUAAAAAAGGAGACGAGGGGUCCUGGGUGCGAAUGUGGCCUCAGACACUAACUAGCGGUGUGUGUGCCCUGGCAAGUCAGGCCCUGGGUGAGGAGUUGUGAAGAGAGUUCAUUGGCUCUGCUCGGACGUUGCAGUGUGCCCACGGAUUUUAAAAGGGAUGAGAUGACCUUUCCCUCUGACCUGCUGGCUGUUGUCUGUUUACAUUUCACAGUCAAGCCCACGUAAUAAAUGUAGACGACAAGCAGUUGUCACUUAGGAGAGUCGACCGCAGAAAUAGGUCUUCAAAGCACUAUAAACACCCACAACUUCCACAUCUUCGUGUGAUAUUAAUGCCUUGAAAGUCCGCUCGGUGUUUGGCCAUUUCUGUCCGUGGUUCCUACCUUGCUAUGGCAAGCGAUGUGGCCAGUGAAGGAGAAUUUGGGAACCUGUGGCUGAAAGAAUGGGCUUUACUGUUAGGAACUGAGAAAAGAUGGGAAUGUGUUUAAAUUAAGCCUGUUCUGUGUCAGAUUGAUGUUUCCUUUCAAAGUCAGUGAUUCUCGUUUUGGAAAACUGGGGUGGGAUGUCCACCGAGUCCCCGGAGCCUUUCGUUUUCCUUAUUGUAGCAGCCCCACGUUGGCACACCUAGUGGGCACUGAUGGACGCCGAGAAUCAAUAAAGUAGAAAUUCAUGACA
Messenger RNA from Gracilinanus agilis (Agile Gracile Mouse Opossum), 5389 nucleotides. RefSeq names its product ectonucleoside triphosphate diphosphohydrolase 4 (gene ENTPD4). Gene Ontology annotation, molecular function: nucleoside diphosphate phosphatase activity. Gene Ontology annotation, biological process: nucleoside diphosphate catabolic process. Gene Ontology annotation, cellular component: membrane. The record is from RefSeq and is a predicted model, not a curated record. The coding region runs from base 246 to 2096 and encodes 616 amino acids. The transcript has 13 exons. Lineage: Eukaryota; Metazoa; Chordata; Mammalia; Didelphimorphia; Didelphidae.